Messenger RNA from Ectocarpus sp. CCAP 1310/34, 2529 nucleotides. Lineage: Eukaryota; Phaeophyceae; Ectocarpales; Ectocarpaceae. The record is from the annotation of a GenBank genome assembly.
AUGCUGGAUGGGUUGCAUCUUGCAGGUGGCGCAGAGAUGUGGGCGAGGCUCCCGGCCAACGGUGCGUGGGAGAGCUGGGUCGGGCUCCGGCGAAGCUUGUCCGGCCUUUACUGCUCCUCGCUUGACGGCAUGGACGAAACUAGGGUGCACACGCCGUUGAAGAUGGCCAUGCCCGGGGAGGUUUGUUACGCCACCAACGGCACGACCGUACUGAGGGGAACGUUGCCACGGGAGCCGAUUUGCACAGAGAAUCUGAUACCUCUGAUCAAGAUGCUCCCAUGUCGAUCAAAGAUCGGACUCGGCAGUCUACUCCACCCCACCCGUCUGUUCCAAUCAGACUACCACUCCAUAUCUGUGAAGGCAUCGGCUACAUUCUCCGACCGCACCGACAACCACAACCACCCGGGGUCACCAGACGACACCGCUGGUGCUGCCGACACAGGCGGUGGCGCCGUGAUCACAUCCUUAACCCUUGAGCAGACAGUUCUGGCGGUCUUCCGCCCGCGGCCGCACCUUCCCUCGGCGGCUUCUACCGUACCGUCGCGAGGACUCGGUAGCACUAGCACCAGGAGCAGCAGCAGCAGCAGCAGCGCCGCUGACCAUGCUGGAAAGGGCGGCGACGGCACCGAGGCGAAAGCCAUCUCGAAGGGAGAGGACUGGUCGAUAUCAUCCCUGCUUCUUCCGCCCAAGUUGGCCUCGUCUCAGGCGGUCCGACUGGAAGGGUGCCCCGUCGCCAGCCGCAGCGCUAUCCACGUCGUCGGGGAGCUUGUCUCCUUCAGCGACGAUGCCUCUCCUGCCACCCCUGGCUGCGCGAUUUCUGGCUCGGACUGCGAUGCGGGGCCGUCGGAGGCGGCUACGGACCCAGGCGUUGACGCCGAGACGCCCGUCAACGUGAUUUCCAGGGUGUUGCCGUCGCCUGUAGCCGCCGGAGGCAAGAAGAGUAAGUCGAGGUCUUCGUCCAUGACGGAGUUCUUGCAGAGAAAGCUCUGGGACCUUGCCACGGGAUCCGACGGACAAGGGUCGGCGGACCCCUAUACAAUGACCGGCGAUGGCGCCGCAAAGGCGGAUGCUGCUGUCGCUGCUGCUGGUUCGUAUUCCGCGCCGCCGGUGGCCCGGCUCGACCACUAUCUUUCCGGGCGCGGGGGAACUCGCGGCGUCUCAGUCUCGCACCUCGUUAACAUGCACCCGACGUCGGGCGCGUUCGCAGAGUUCGUCCAGCCCGUCCCGUUCUUCAUGGUGCCGAUGCUGGGAACGCUGCGGGCUCGAUUGGUCUCCCCUUGCUCUUCCUCUCGCCUGGGAGACUCUGGUGCAGCUCAUCAUCCCGGCACUUCCACUGAAGGAGAGGUCUCUGCGCCGACGCUCGGCGGUGGCGCUUCGGCCAUCGGCGGUGAGCGGUGCAUCGGUGGCGACGACCGGGGGCUGGGUCCGCUCUUGGACCUCGCGCAAAACAUCACGCUCACCCCGGGGGAAGGUCGCAGGCCGGCGGUUGUCGAAGUUCGGGCAAGGGUCCCGCCGGCUUCGACCCUGGUCCUGGAGUUCGACUUCUUCAAGCGCUUCUUGACAGUGGAAGACUUCCCCCCGGACCCGAGCCGAGGCCUCGACGUCCCUCCCCCGCUCGCGCGGUUCUCGUUCGCCGGGAGGGAGGGCGAGGUCGGGGAGCCCGUGUGCAAGGAAGGCGAACGUGGCGGGGAGAAGCCGGGGCAUGACGGAAAAUGUGCUGCUGUUGGAGACGGGGGGCGUCCACUGCGUGAGCGCCGGGGACGGAGGGAAGGGGGCCGUGUUGUAUACGCGUACGGGGAGGCCGGGCUGUUGGACUCCCCUCAGCCGGAUUUCAGCAUGCCGUUCAACGUCAUAACCUUCACGAGCACCGUGAUUACGUUCUUCUUGGGCACGGCUAUCAAUCUUCUCGUUCGGAAGAGCGCUUCCUCCCGUAGGAAAAAGAAGAGUGGAAGCGCAGAUAACACUGGUGACAACGAUAGUAAUGGAAAAUGUGGAAAAAGUGCCAGGGGGAAUAAGGACGACUGUCGACGAAGGUUUCAUGGAUUGCUUGGUGGUGCGUUCGGGUUUUUGAAACGUGGACGGGGCCAGGGGGUGGUGGCCGGUAGAAUACGCAAGGAAGUAGGUCGGGUGAAAGACGAUUGAUUGUGAGGUUGCUGGGAGAGGUUCGGGCGGGUGACUGUGCGUGGAUCGCGUUAGUGUUGUUUUCUGUGGCUCGCGUUUCCCGGGUGACCACGAUGCUUCUUCAGCAUUGGGUGGUAGUUGUUGCCGGGAGCGUGUCAUAUCCCGUGAUCUAGUUGUUGAUUGUCAUACGAGUACCCUGCUAAGUUUUGAAAUGCAACCCGCGCCCCGAAGGCGAGGUAGUGGUGUGUGCAAUUCCCAUGGGUUCCGUGUAGCACGUGCGCGCAAAUUCGAAUUGUGAGGUCGCUGUAUUCUUCCAAAAGGGCACGCCCGAAGCGCGAUCGGGGUCUAGCAGGCAGUAUGUGUGUUUGAUGUACAGCUAUGUUGCGUGUCUCGUGUGCAGAAUCCCAA